CAAACCGUCAUUCGGCGCCAUUUUCAAUUUGUUGUGUUGUUUAGAUUUGUCAGAAGACCAGUACUUCAUAUUUUUGAUAUUAAUUAUUGUAGUUAUAUUUUUUAAAUAAUGUGGAUUAAGGAAGUGAUAAUUGAUGGGUUCAAAUCAUACGCCCAGAGGACGGAAGUUAAAGGAUUUGAUCCUUUAUUCAAUGCCAUCACUGGUCUGAACGGCAGUGGGAAAUCCAAUAUUUUGGAUUCGAUAUGCUUCUUGCUGGGAAUUACAAAUUUGACGCAGGUUAGAGCAAGUAAUCUACAAGAGUUGGUAUAUAAAAGUGGACAAGCUGGCGUCACUAAAGCUACUGUAACAAUCACAUUUGAUAAUGCAGAUAAAAAACAAAGCCCAGUAGGUUAUGAAGGAUAUGAUGAAAUUACUGUUUCAAGGCAGGUGGUAAUUGGAGGACGUAAUAAAUACCUAAUAAAUGGAAGUAAUGCCCAGAAUACCAGAGUACAAGAUUUAUUCAGAUCUGUACAAUUGAAUAUUAACAAUCCGCAUUUUCUAAUCAUGCAGGGCCGUAUCACAAAAGUACUGAACAUGAAGCCUCCAGAGAUUUUAGCCAUGAUAGAAGAGGCAGCUGGAACAAGUAUGUAUGAACAAAAGAAAGCAUCUGCAGAAAGAACAAUACAGAAAAAAGACCUCAAACUCAAAGAAAUUGAUAGUAUACUAGCAGAGGAUAUCACACCAACACUGAAGAAGUUGAAAUCUGAGAGGUCAUCCUAUCUGGAAUUUCAAAAAGUACAACGAGAAUUGGAUCAUCUGAGUAAGUUGUAUGUUGCCUAUCAGUUUAUCAGUGCUGAGGAGACAAGUAAAAGAUCCGCAGAAGAGACACAAGAAAUGGGAGAAUCUAUGGUUAAACUCAGAGAGACUCUUACAGAGAUUGACAACAAAAUAGCAGAAAUCACUGAGGAUAUCAAAAACUUAGAGAAGAAACGAGAUGCCGAGUCUGGUGGAGUCAUGAAAGCAUUGGAAGAGAAUCUGACUGAAAUACAGAAAAAAGACGCCUUGGCACAAGCUGCUGUUGACAAUAAAAAGGAAUCCUUGAAGGCUGAGAAGAAAAAAAAGAAAGAUUUGGAGAAGAAUAUGAAAGAGGACCAAGCUACAUUGAAGAGCAAAGAGAAAGAAAUAGAGAAGUUUGAUAGUAACUUUUCCAAACUACAAGAGAAGAGUAAAGCGGAUGCUGACGCUGUGAGUGCAGCACAGAAACAUUUCCAUGCAGUGUCAGCUGGCUUGUCAAGUAAUGACGACGGUGAAGAUAGAACAUUGGCAGAUCAAAUGAUAGAUGCUAAAAAUCAAAUCAGUGAGGCUGAAACAAGUGUUAAACAGGCUCACAUGAAAUUAAAACACUCUCAGGCAGAAAUCAAGAAGAAACAAUCAGAAAUAAAGAAAACAGAGAAAGAUUACAAAAAGGACAAGGAAGCCUUUGAUUCCAUUGUAAAAAGCAAGACUAAACUGGAAGUGAGUAUACCAUGUCACAAGCUUUAAAGUGAAGUCGGGGAAUUGAGUCCUCAUCUCUUUAAAUUUUCCGAUAGGUUUCCGAAUUUACAGUUUGCCUACAAGGAUCCAGAGAAGAAUUUUAAUCGUAGUAGUGUUAAAGGUUUAGUGGCACAGUUGAUAACGGUUAAAGAUGUGAAUACAGCAACCGCACUGGAGGUGGCAGCUGGUGGCAAGUUAUAUAAUGUAGUGGUUGACACUGAAGUGACAGGUAAAAAAAUACUACAGAAAGGUGAACUGAGGCGACGUUAUACUAUAAUACCUUUAAACAAGAUAUCGUCAAGAACCCUCUCCAAUGAUGUCAUCAAAACAGCUCAGAAUCUUGUUGGGAAGGAUAAUGUACAUACUGCUCUUUCACUGGUUGGAUAUAAAAACGAUGUGAAGCAAGCAUUAGAGUAUGUAUUUGGUACAACAUUGGUAGCUGACUGCUUGGAUAAUGCCAAAAAGGUUUGUUUUGAUCCUAAAGUUAUGAGUCGCACUGUAACAUUAGAAGGCGAGGAAUUCAAUCCAUCUGGUCUUCUUUCAGGAGGUUCUCGUGCUCAGAGUGCAUCUGUCCUGGCAAAGUUGAAUGAUCUAAAAUCAGCAAGAGAUGAACUGAAUCAAACACAACAGGAACUGGAGACUGUUACCAAAGAAUUAGAGUCACUCAGGAAAGUUGGUGAAAAGUACCAGAGAAUAAAACAAGAAUAUGAUUUGAAAGUACAUGAGGUUAGUCUGGUUGAAGCCCGUCUUACACAGAGUACUCAUCACAAUCAACUGGAGGAUAUAAAUGAUUUACAACAGACAAUCGAUGAACAACAGAAGUUGAUAACUGAUGCCAAUGAAACAAUGAAGAAGAUGACUCAGAAAGCCAAGUCUUUGGAAGCUAAGAUUAAAGACGCUAAAUCAGUGAGAGAAAAGGAACUGAAAGAUGCUGAAAAACAACUGACUAAUUCCAAAAAACAGGCGGAGGAAUCAAGUAAAAUAAUGAAAGAAAAACAACAAGAAGUGGAGGCGCUUAAGCUUGAAGCAGAAGGAUUAUCCCGAGACUUAGAUAAUUAUGAAGAUCAGAUAAAAGCUGUAGAUGAAGCCAUUGCUGGAUAUGAAGAAUGCGUCAGACAGUUAACUGAAUCGUGUGUUAUGACUGCGAAUAAUGUAAAAGAAGCUCAAAGUGAUUUGAAUAAACAGAAACAAAAACUGAAAGAAUGUGAUAAAGACAUCAAUACUAAAAGCAGUGAAAUGCAGAAACUGAAAUCAGAAGAUAAUGACACCCAACUCAAGAUUCAAGAACUGGAACAUAAAAUAUCUAAACACAAUAAGGACAGUAAAGAUGCAGCUAAAAUGGUCGAAGACAUGUUGCAACAGUAUGAAUGGAUAUCAACUGAAAGACAGUUCUUUGGUCAGUCUAACACUGCCUAUGAUUUCAAAGCCAAUGAUCCCAAGGAAGCUGGACGAAGAAUACAAAAACUGAAGGAGACUAGAGACAAGUUGGCCAAGAAUGUUAAUCAGAGAGCAAUGAAUAUGUUAAGCAAAGCUGAGGAAAAGGAUUUUGGUUCCAUCUUUUCUUCACUGCUGCCUGGUACAGAUGCUAAGCUGGCACCUCCUGAUGGGAAGUCUGUUCUUGAUGGACUGGAGGUCAAAGUCGCAUUUGGUGAUGUCUGGAAAGAUAGCUUGACUGAACUAAGUGGAGGUCAAAGAUCAUUGGUAGCAUUGUCACUAAUCCUAUCUUUGUUGCUGUUCAAACCUGCACCGUUGUACAUCUUGGAUGAAGUUGACGCUGCGUUAGAUUUAUCUCAUACCCAGAAUAUUGGUCAGAUGUUACGUACACAUUUCAGACACUCACAGUUCAUUGUGGUAUCUUUAAAAGACGGUAUGUUUAACAAUGCCAAUGUGUUGUUUAAAACCAAGUUUGUUGACGGAGUAUCGACUGUUACACGGUAUACACAGACCCAGCCAACGACUGGUGGCGGCGCAACAAGCAGCACUGUCAGUGUUGGUAGCAGUACUGCAAAAAGCAAAGAUAAAGGCAAGAAGAGUGCAAAGAGACCCAGACUUGUGAUUGAACAAUAAAGAUGGAACCAUUUCCCUUGUAUAUAUCCCAGGAAACAUAACAUUAAAAGCAUGGUAUUUUAACACAUCAUCUGCUGAAAGUUGCAACGAAUAUUAAUGAACGGGGGAAAAAUAGCAUCACCGGCAUAGUCAUUAAACCAUGUUCACGUACCAUACUACUCGUAUAUAAACAGUGCUUUCACAAUGUUUGGACAUAGAGAGUGUGGUGACUCUGGCAUUUUGAAGUUGCACCCUAACAUCAUUCGUACACCCAUCGUAUAUGCAUAAAAUGUUGAAGGCAAAUUUUUAUGGUCGAUACAAUUCGGAUGUUUUCAAAUUAAAUUUGAAUGAACAAUCAAUUGGGGAAACAGAAUAGUUGCUUCAGUCUAAUGCUAAAAAUGAUAUUCAGUAAAUUCAGAAUAUCAAAUAUUUUGCAUAGUGGUCCUAAAACGAAUGAUCUCUGAGUGCAGUCCUAUUGAUGGUGAUAUGCAAAGUGAAUAAUUGUAAGAUAUAUGCUAGAAAACCUGUGUUCAAACUAUGCAUUGUGGCAUGUUUCUUUUAUGAUGUAAAUAAGCUAAUUUGAAUAUUUCACUGCCAACCCUUUAUUUUAAACGACAUCAGUAGCAAUGUACACCAAGAAUGGAGUCUGGAUUGUUUCCAUAAUGCUACAAGUCAAUGUUAGAAUAGAGACAGUUUUUAGUCACGUAUUUAUCAUGAAUAUCUGAAAUUGUAUUAGAAAUAUUUAGAUUUUAGUGUUGUAUUAUGGUAUAUUGCAUCAGACUUUUUGACAUCUGUCCUCUUCUUUUUUUAUAUUUCAAAUACUUUACAUUUUGAUAUAGUAAAUACCAAACUUCAAUGGAUAUGACAUUGUUUACACUCCACAGUCGUGAACUUGUAGGUCAUGAUUUCUUCCAAGGUUAUUACACGUGUUGUAUUUGCUCUUUUAGAAGCAUGUAUAAACCCUAAAUCACAUUUGUUGUCUAAUGAAUAUUACUGUAUAGAUUAGUAGAUGAAACUUCACCCUUUCUCAUAUGUAUAGAGGCGCUAAUAGAAGCUGCAUCCCCCUCUGUUGCAUUGUACCAUUUUUAUAGAAGUUGCGGCUUCUAAUACAGAUUUUACAGAACUUGUUUUUACCAUACAAGUUUGUUUGCACUUCUGUGACCUGUUUGCAAGUGGUUGGGCCUCAAAAUUGUCAGUGGUCUUGGCUAGACCCAUGGUAAUACUUGAUAGUCCAUCUGGUUUAGUAAGUACUUGGACCCAUAUAUAAAAUAUGAAUACAAAUAAAUGCUAUUCUGUAUGUGUGCCUUGGGAGACUUAAUUUUAAGCCCAAACAGUGUACACAACUGAUUAACCAUCUUCACUAUGUCUUCAAUUCAGACAUGAUUUGAAUUUUGAACUUAUAAAAUCGUGAUUUUAUUCAGAACCAAUUACGUCACUGCCAUUGAAUUUGUAAUAUUUACUUAAAUAAAAUAGUGUUUAUUUCAA
Saccoglossus kowalevskii is the source of this 5043-nucleotide messenger RNA. RefSeq names its product structural maintenance of chromosomes protein 2-like. The record is from RefSeq and is a predicted model, not a curated record. Lineage: Eukaryota; Metazoa; Hemichordata; Enteropneusta; Harrimaniidae. Gene Ontology annotation, molecular function: ATP hydrolysis activity; protein binding; ATP binding. Gene Ontology annotation, cellular component: chromosome. Gene Ontology annotation, biological process: chromosome organization.